AUGUCAAAUAAAAAAAACAUUUGCAAUAACUCAUUUAUAGAUCAUGAUAAUAAUGGUCCCUCAAAAAAAACAGAUUUACCGUUGAAUGAGUCACAGGAUUUUCUAAAUAAUGUUAUCGAAGAAUUAUGUAACGUGUAUAAUAAAGAAGUCAUAAAAGGAAAUCUUAUAGACUCAAUUCUUCACUCCAUAAAUCAACAUUUUACAAAUAAGAAGCAAAAUCCCAAAGAAAUAAUUAACUUAUGUUUAAUUAAUCAAACAAACCCUAUUUCUGAUUAA
Cetraspora pellucida is the source of this 276-nucleotide messenger RNA. Lineage: Eukaryota; Fungi; Glomeromycota; Glomeromycetes; Diversisporales; Gigasporaceae. The record is from the annotation of a GenBank genome assembly.